AUGUCCGUCUUCUCCCUGAACAUCAACUCUUCCAACCCGGUCACAUUAGAGACGCUGGAUCGCGUCGCGGAUAGUCUGGGUAUCACAGUUGCAGAGCACGAGAAGGAAGACUACCUUCGCCUGCUUGCGGUGUAUCAUGAGAGUGCUGAGGCGUUGAUGGGUCUCCCUGACUAUGUCCCUAUGGUGGAUGAGGAACGCUUCCCCCGACAUAACAUCCACUUCCCAACAUCGGAGGAAAACCCACUAAACGCAUGGGCGUGGAGAUGUGAGAUCCAAGACCAGACCCGUUCCGCAACCUCGGGUCUACUCGCUGGCAGGACAAUCGUCCUGAAGGACAAUAUCGCGGUCAAGGGAGUGCCAAUGCUCAUGGGAACCGAUAUGGUUAGCGGAUAUAUACCCGAUACUGACGCGACAGUCGUGACGCGCGUCUUGGAAGCCGGCGCAGUGGUCAAGGGCAAAGCAGUCUGCGAGAACCUGUGCCAUUCGGCGACAAGUAGUUCUGCUGCCACGGGGUCGGUGCAUAACCCAUUUGCGCGCGGGUAUAGCAGCGGUGGGAGCUCGAGUGGGUGUGGCUCCCUCGUUGCGAAUGGAGAUGUGGAUUUGGCGAUUGGGGCCGAUCAAGGGGGCAGUGUCCGGGUCCCAGCUGGAUGGUGCGGUCUAUACGGGCUAAAGCCUACAUUUGGACUGAUGCCGUAUACCGGAUGUGGAUCGAAUGAGCCGACGAACGACCAUCUGGGCCCCAUGACGCGCACCCUCCUCGAUAAUGCGCUGCUCCUCCAAGCAACAGCCGGCAACGACAAUAUCGACGACCGGUCCUUCGCGGCGCCUCUGCCGUCCCAAAUUCCUGAGUACUACAGCAUUCUAACCUCCCUCCCCAACCCCAAAUUCCUCUCCGGCGUCAAAAUCGGCGUUAUCUCAGAAGGGAUGAACAUGCCUGGCAUAGACCCGCGCGUGCACAAAACGGUCUCAAAAGCCAUCUCGCUUUUCACCGAGCUCGGGGCGACAGUGUCCGACGUCUCAGUUCCGUUUCACUCCAGAGGCGCGGCAAUCUGGACGCCCAUCUCCAAAUCCGGGAACUUCCACAGCCGCAUGAACCGCGCCUUUGGACGGCGCGGCCACGCUCUCACAGACCUGAAUACCCUCUUCCACCCCCUCACGCAAGAGAAAUGGGACCGCGCCUACACCUCCACGAAAAACAUCUACCUUAACGGUGCAUACGCCGAGACUCAGUUCCCCGGAAUACUAAGCAAAGCUAUGAAUCUCUCGCGCCGGCUGCGUGAUGAAUAUGACGCCGCACUGCGCGAGUAUGAUGUGCUGGUCUUGCCAAACCUGCCUUAUAUCGCGAACAGCCAUGUUGACCCGGCUACUGCGACGCCGCUUGAGAUGAUCGCGAAACAGGUCGGGCUUACGGCCAACACGGCGCCAUUUAACCAGUCUGGACAUCCGGUGUUAGCGAUGCCGGUUGGUAUGUUGGAGAUACUAGAGGGGCCCCUGGCGGAGAAGGGGGUCAAGUUGCCAGGCAUCUGCAGCUCGUUGUUCGAGCGCUGGGAUAGGAAGGUCGGCUUUCUGUGUUCUGUCAUCUCUACGGUCGACAUUACUGUCCAUAAAACCUGGAAGACUGCUGGGGUUCUUCUCAGCGUCCUAUACCUCCGACAACGGGACCUACGGCCAUUCAUCAAUCAUCAUUGGCGACACCCAUGGCCUUCGGAGCUCGGGGCUCAGCUAGAUCCAUUACGGCACCUAUCGGAGUCGGGGUUCCAUCACUCUAGCGGUGGAAUUGUUUAUAAUUGUGUCUUUUUGAGCUCUGAAUUGACCAUCCUCUAUCAUGUCGACCUCAACCCUACAACAGAGGCAUCCGUUAUAACAGGUUGCACUCCACUAUUAUCAGCGUCUAUCCCUGCUACAGUGGCCACGAAAACUAACAAUAAUCUGAGAAGGGUAGCGGACUCUUUGCCGCUCUCAGUGCGGCUUAUUGCAGCCAUUGAGCUGUGCGAAAGAUUUGCUUACUUCGGAAUUCUUAGGCCAAUGCAGAAUUACAUCCAGGAUUAA
Aspergillus nidulans FGSC A4 is the source of this 2049-nucleotide messenger RNA. RefSeq lists its product as uncharacterized. The coding region runs from base 1 to 2049 and encodes 682 amino acids. Gene Ontology annotation, molecular function: catalytic activity. NCBI's taxonomy places the organism in Eukaryota, Fungi, Ascomycota, Eurotiomycetes, Eurotiales, Aspergillaceae. The record is from RefSeq and is a predicted model, not a curated record. The transcript has 9 exons.